Drosophila miranda is the source of this 1934-nucleotide messenger RNA. Its product is annotated as maltase A1. NCBI's taxonomy places the organism in Eukaryota, Metazoa, Arthropoda, Insecta, Diptera, Drosophilidae. Gene Ontology annotation, biological process: carbohydrate metabolic process. Bases 16 to 1779 code for a protein of 587 amino acids. The transcript is spliced from 3 exons. The record is from RefSeq and is a predicted model, not a curated record.
CAACAAGUUAAUAAAAUGCACAGAGCCCGACUAAAUCUUCUCAGUACACUCUUCUGCCUGGCAGUCCUGGCUAAUCCAUGCUUGUCAGCGUCGGUGAAGAGCAAGGAUUGGUGGGAGACGGCGCAGUUCUAUCAGAUCUAUCCAAGAUCAUUUAUGGACUCAGACGGUGAUGGCAUCGGAGACUUGAAUGGCAUCACGAGCAAACUAGAAUACCUCAAAGAUCUGGGCGUGACUGCCGCCUGGCUGUCACCCAUUUUCACCUCACCUAUGGUGGACUUUGGCUACGACAUUUCCGACUUCUUCGACAUCCAGCCAGAGUACGGAACUCUGGACGACUUCCGAGCGUUGAUCAAGAAAGCCAAAGAAUUGGAUCUGAAGAUCAUACUGGACUUUGUCCCAAACCACUCGAGUGACGAGAACGAGUGGUUCAAAAAGUCAGUGAAAAGGGAGAAGGGCUACGAGGACUACUACGUGUGGCAUGAUGGAAAGGUGAAUGCUGAGACGGGAAAGAGGGAACCGCCCUCCAACUGGCUACAGGCCUUCCGUGGCAGUGCCUGGGAAUGGAACGAGGAGCGGCAGCAGUACUACUUGCACCAGUUUGCGGUGCAACAAGCGGAUCUCAACUACCGUAAUCCUCUGGUGGUGGAGCAGAUGAAGAGGGUUUUGAGGUACUGGCUGGACCUUGGAGUGGCUGGCUUUCGCUGUGAUGCGGUUCCAGUGCUCUUUGAGAUUGAAACAGAUGAGAACGGACAGUAUGCGGACGAGGAGGUCAGUGGGUUGACAGACGAUGUCGACGCUCGCAAUUACUUAAAGAGCGACCUCAUCGAGAACCGAGUGGAGACCAUCGACAUGGCCUACCAGUGGCGGGUGGUGAUGGACGAUUACCAGCGCAUUCAUGGCGGCGACACGAGGGUCCUGCUGAUUGAAACUUACGCACCUCCCGCCUACACCAUGCAGUUCUACGGUAAUCGCUCUGUGGAAGGCGCCCACCUGCCCUUCAACUUCAACCUGAUCACGGGGCCCGCCAGCGACGGCGUCUCCGCUAGCUCCAUCAAGACAGCCGUGGACAGCUGGCUUAAUAACCUGCCCCCGGGUCGCACGGCCAAUUGGGUGAUCGGCAAUCACGAUCAGCGGCGGGCAGCCAGUCGCUAUGGAGCGGCCAAUGCGGACGCCAUGAACAUGCUGGUGAUGAUCCUGCCAGGGGCAAGUGUGACCUACCAGGGCGAGGAGCUGGCCAUGACCGAUGGCGAGAUCAGCUGGGAGGACACACAGGAUCCGGCUGCAUGCAACUCCAAUGCCGAUAUCUACGAGCAGUUCACCCGCGAUCCCUCCCGCACUCCCUUCCAGUGGACGAGCGGCACAAAUGCGGGCUUUUCCACUGGCCAGAAGACCUGGCUUCCGCUGGCCCCGGACUACGCCACUGUAAAUGUGGAGACGGAGUCCUCGGCCGAGCGUUCUCACCUGAAGAUCUACAAGGCGCUGGUGGAGCUCAGAAAAGCAUCGACAACACUGCAGAAAGGAUCAACGAAGUAUGGGGUGCUCAAGGAGAAUGUGUUCGUAGUGAAACGCUACCUCUCUGGCUCCGAGUCCAUCGUUUAUGUGGCCAAUUUGGCCAGCAAGGGAAUCACAGUGGAUCUCUACGAGUUCGACAAGACCUUGCCAACGCAUCUCAAUCUGCUCAUACGCAGCCUGCAGUCCUCCAAAAAGGAAAAUGCAUUGUUCGAGGUGUAUGAGCUGAGUCUGGCUGCCGGUGAGGCCUUAGUGUUGAGCACCAUAUGAAGCAAUUGAAGCAGCUGAGGCUUUUCCGGGUUCGAUUGAGCCCCUUUGCUGAUGCGAUUUCCCAUCGCACUCACUUCAGAAAUACUUUUAUCUUUGACUCAAAGCAAAUAUGCCGCGGCUUGCAUAAAUAAAUGAAUAAGUACAGAAAAAACAAA